AUGGUUUUCUACCAACAGUCUACCAACCGCCUCAAGUCAAGUCCUGAGAGGAAUGUGUACAGAAUAUGGGUACUGUUAUGUUACAGUUGGAUUUGCUAGAAUGUCUUUCAGUGUGACUGACUGUACUCCAACACCAACUCUCCAUUCCUCUAUCUCUCUCCUCUCAGGUUUGAUUACCAGGAGCUGCUCCACAACUCCACCUUCUGCCUGGUUCCUCGGGGUCGUCGCCUGGGCUCCUUUCGCUUCCUAGAGUCUCUACAGGUAGGAUGCCAAAUACUGAUCACAAUAAACUAACAUGGUCUUAGAAGAAUGCCAAAUACUGCUCCCAAUACACUAGCAUGGUCCUAGAAGAAUGCCAAAUACUGCUUCCAAUACACUAGCCUGGUUCCAGAUAUGUGACCUGUUUGUGAUGUCUUGCCAACUCCUAUGACCAACUCCUGGGACCAGGCUACGAGUACGAAUACAACUCUGAACUAUCAAGAUUAUGGAUUGACGUGGAUUGUGUUAUCAGUUACACUAUUCGUAUCAUAGCCACACUCUGCCCAACUAUCGUAUGAAGAUCUUUAUGUGCUGUACUAACGUGUACAAUUUAUGGUGGUGUUGGCUGAUUUGCUACAAGAAAAAAAGAAAGAAGGGGGUGGAUCUUUGGUAAAUAUAACGUUGAAAGGGUUUACCUUUCAUCAAAUUUAGCUUCAAUAAACCAUGUAGUACAUUAAAUAAUGAUCUUAGAUGGACUGUAUGGAUUUACCACCCAUGUUGAUGUUUUGGUGAUGGAGCUGUGUUCAUGGUUUUACCUACCAAUGAACCUCCCAGACUCUUGUAUUCCCUGGCUAUCUCUCUCUCGGAGUCUCUCAAUGGUCCGGAAGCUUCCAUAGGGGUGCCAGCCUGCCACACUGCUGAUCUGAGCUUAAUGGGCAAAUCCACUGAACGCAGGGCUUGGCAGGGAAGCUCACUCUCACACAGAUAACUCACUCCUCCGCACUCACUCCCCCACUCUCUCCCUCCUUCUCCCUCUGUUUCUCUUCCCUUUCUUCCUCUGUCUCCUUUGCUUUUCCAUUCAGGCCAGUCUGAGAUUUGUAAGAUCUCCUUUUACUCUCCAUGCCAGCCCAAGCCCACGAAAGAAUGGGCAAUUACCAGUGUGGUAGGAAACUUACUGCCAGCGUUCCAACUCUCGGUACAUACACUCCUGCGGGGGCACACACACACACGGACAAAUGGCUGAGUACACACACAUACACACACACACACACACACACACACACACACUACCCCUGAUGCUCCUCUCUUCAUCUCCCAAUGCAAACUACCAAAAAACAACAACACACAUAUCCCCACAUGCUGAGCUGCACUGGGAUCCAGUCAGGGGAAAACUUCUUAGUCAGUCCGCCUCAAAGCACCUCAUCUCUGGGGAAAUGGCUCAGGCGAGCCUCAGGCUUCACGUCAGCUCUGGAGGCCUCAACGUCUGGCUUGACCCUGUUACCUGGAGCGUAGCCUAGCAUAUCUUAGUGUUGUCUGCAUGGCUGCCUGAGUGAGGGCCGGUCGCUGGUGAGGCAACUAGCGGAGCUUCAAACCGCCAGAGGGGGAAUCUCAGUCGGAGUCAUCUGAUCUCAGUCUGAAGCUGGUUCUGGCUGCUCUCCUGUGAUUUAAUUAGAUAAAGAAAUAAAACCAACACCCAAGACCGCAGCUUAGAGAGAGAGGGAGAAAGAAUGAAGGAGGGAGGGAGCUGAAAAAAGACAAGUAGAACAACAUCAAAAACCUGGCUGUCAGUAAACAAGGGGAUACAGCAACAUCAAACACAACUUCAAUAAACCAUGAUGUAUUAUCCCCCUCCUCUCCCCAUUUCUCUCAUACUCACUCCCUCUCUCCAUCCUCCCGGUGUAGUGUACUUAAUUAGCAGACUAGGAGUUUGUUAAAUCAGCGUGUGUGUUGUGUGUGUGUGUGUAACGCAGCAGAAGUUUGGUCUCUUUCUCUCUAGGGCCCCAAGGGGCUCCUGGGACUGUUAAGAUAGUAGCUGUGACUCAUGCAACCUCCCCGAGAGAGUGUCACACACACACACACUGCAUCAUUAAUUUCAUGAUCUGCUCAGACUGCCUUAUUGAAGUACCAGCUGGUACUAUAUGGUGGUAUGUGUCAGAGACGAAGACUGGAAAUCUAGACAACGUAUUUAUAUUGAAUGUCUACCACAAGCAGAGCAGAUGAACAAUGGUAGCAUUACCAAUUACCCUUACCAUUUCCUGUCUUUGUCUCCUUGUCACACUGACUCAGUCUUUCUCCUUCUGUUUCCACUCGCUCUCUCUAUAUCUCUCUCUCCGUCUAGGCGGCAUGUAUUCCAGUGUUGCUCAGUAAUGGUUGGGAGCUGCCCUUCUCUGAUGUCAUCCAGUGGAACCAGGCUGUCUUAGAAGGAGAUGAGAGAUUGCUACUGCAGGUAACGCGCGCACACACACGUGCGCACACACGCACGUCCCGCACGUUUACAGCAGUUCUGGAAUCAAUACUGUUUGAACCCAGUUGAUACAGGAAAUAACCUGACGUCCAGCUAGAUAAUGAACAAAAAAUAUAUAUAUUAUAUAUAUGUUGGAAAGGACAUCAUAGGACAUAGAAUUGACAGAUUCAAAAUGGAAUUGACCCAAAACAACAUUAGGCCCACAUGUGCAUCCAUAUACCCACACACAUACGCUCGCAUGUACACACACACACACAAACACACACGCACACACACUCCUCCCCCUCACACACUCUGACCACCCACAAGCAUAUACACGCACACACAAACACACACACGUGCCUCGGGGUUAGGGAUGUGGAAAUUGAGUUUUGAGGGAAUAAAGCUGGUGACGGGAGGUUGAAUGGGGCCAAGCACAUCAGAGAGACAGGAGAUCAUUGAGAGGUGAAUCUCUCUUUCAGAUCUAGAGAUGAGAGGAGAGAGAGUGAGAGGGAGGAGAUAGAGAGAGGGAAAGAGGAGUAGGAUAUAGGAAAGGAUGAGGGAGGCCCUUUGCUUCCUCAGGUCCCCAUCAUUAGAAAAGCUGUUAUAUGGUAAAGAUUAGGUUCUAGGGGAGUCAACUGGCUACCUGACUGGCCUUUUAACAUCACUGUAGAAGAUGCAGACUUCCCUGCUAGGCUAACUUGAUUUAAUCAUAAUCAAAUCACAUGGCCAUUUAGCAGAUGUUUUUAUCCAAAGUAAUCGCCUGUUGUAGACUUACAGGGUAGGUGAGUCAACUGGAUAUAUUUCCUCUUUCUCCAGCUAGCUGAUGCAUUCAUGGUAUUUCGUUUAGGAGAGUGAACGGGGUGAAUAUGGGCGCGACCCCCUUUAUUUUCCUCUAGUACAGCGUAGUGUCAUCGCUUAACUUACCUGAAAUGUAAUUCAGGUAAACCAUGUGUGAAGUAAGAGUACUACCUCUGAUGGAAGUAGUCUGCACUAUAGACAGAGCUAGGUGAGCUAGGAUAGCUGCUGGGCACCUGUCCUGAACCGUAGCUCUUCCUCUGGCAAAAGAAUAGCACCUGUCCUGAACCGUAGCUCUCCCUCUGGCAAAAGAAUACCAUUUAUAGUGGAUUAGUGUCUGACCUGUCUUCCUCUAUAGUACGGGUUAUUGACUGUCAGAGCAGGUUGAGUCGAGUCGAGAAUAAAAUGCUAGGGGCUUUCUCUUUCUUCACACACACAUACACACACACACACACACACACACACACACACUAAUGGCUAGGUGUGUGUUUCAUAUCAAAGGGUUUACAGCCUUGCAGGUAAAAAUUGAACAUUAUACUGUAAGAAAACGUAAUUAUUUUACAAGGCAGUUAAGAGAGCAGUGUCAUUCUAUGAAGUACAUUUCAUUCUGCAACAUUCUGAUUGUUUUAUCCUGUUGAAUACAUGACCUUGCCUGCUGUGCUCUCCCUUUUCUAUCUCUCUCAACCCUCCUAUCCUCUCUCUCAACUUCCACCCUCCCUCUCUCCCUCGUUCUUCCUCCUCCUCUCUCUCUCAGGUCCCGUCUACAGUGCAUGCGGUGGGAAAUGAGCGAGUCCUAGCUCUGAGGCAGCAGACCCAGAUGCUAUGGGAGGCCUACUUCUCCUCCGUGGACAAGAUAGUCCUCACAACACUGGAGGUAGUUGAUAAGGAGUGUAGGGUCAUUAGGCACCAAACGGGAGUAAGGGUACUGAAACAGGAAAGGACUAUCUGGACCAAUAAGAAAUUCUUGUUUUUGUUUUCUGUUGCAAAAUGUUUUUCUAUAGUGUGCUCUAAUGAACGACCCAGAAACUGUGAGAGAGAGAUGGAUUUUCCUCAGGUUCAUUUGUAUGGGAUUGGAUUGGAUGUUUUGUUCUUAUACUGACACCAGCUGGUCAAAGUGAGGAAGUGCAGAUAGCUGCAUUUGUAUUCUUGAGGUGAUUGCUUCAGUUUUACACACAAAGUUGGCCAGCCCAUAUGGGCAUAGAUAAUGAUGGUUUGAACAUAUGGGUACUUCAGGGCGUUCUAACAGAUUAACAUACGUAGCUCCCCUCAAACCUCACCGUGUCAUCUCUCUCUUGCUCUCUCUCCUCAGAUAAUUAAGGACCGGGUGUUCUCCCACGUCUCCAGAAAUAAGUACAUGUGGAACGCCCUGCCAGGGGGCCUGCUGGUCCUGCCAGAGUACUCCACUCACCUGGCCCACUUCCCCUUUUAUUACCUGAGUCUAGGUAAGGAACCACACCAGACUGGACUGGACCGGUUCCGACUAGUUCAGACCAAGCUCAUCCUUAUAAUUAUUCAUCCUCAAUAGGGUCUCCUCUGAUAAAACAAAAAUAGACAUUUCUUAAAGUUUAUAAUUAUUUGGCUCCUACAUUAAUGUUACUACUUUCAUAUAUGCAAAGCUGUAAUGUACAAGGUAGAUAGUAAAAGUGAAUAUGGUGUAAUUGCAGACCGCAAUUCGGGGCGUAGGUGUCAAUUCUUGAUGUGGGUGUUCCCUAAUAUCAGGAAGCGCUCAUUGAUACCUGCCAUUAGUCAGUUCCGGUGUUAUCAGACUGAUGGUUUCUUGACACAGAUGAUUUGUUUACAUAGCAGGUUAGGAUAAUUAACAUGGCAGGUUAGGAUAAUUAACAUGGCAGGUUAGGAUAAUUUCCGUGGCAGGUUAGGUGAAUUACGUGGCAGGUUAGGUAAAUUAGUGUGGCAGGUUAAGAGACUGAGGUUAAGGUUAGGUUUAGGGUUAGGCUUAGCUACAAUGUUACAGUUGUCAACAACUGUUGUCCCCGACACAAAAGAUACAGCAACGGAUCAAUGGCAAGCAUCAACGGGUGUAAUUUGACAUCAAGAAACGCCGAUAUCAGAAAACGCCCCUAAUUGCAGUCUGCAAUUACAACCCUUCUUGUAAAAGUAGAAACUCUUCUCCCUUACCUUCUCCUCCCUCCUCAUUCCUUCCUGCAGGGGUCAGUCCUGGUCAAGAGUUCACAGCCAUCAUCCAUGCCGUUUCCCCAUUGGUCUCCCAGUCUCAGCCAAUCAUGAAGCUGCUUCAAGUGGUCUCCAAGUCCAAAUACUGUUCACAGGUGAGUGUGUUUUAGCGUGUCGGUGAGUAAGAGUUCAUACGUAGCAAAUAGACAGCUCUACAUUGCUUCAUUAAGCCUAAUAACCCUUAUGCUUAUUGUGUCACACACUAUUCCUUCCCCCUCUAGAUCAUCAUCCUGUGGAACAGUGAGAAGCCACCGCCCCACAGGAGUAAAUGGCCCCCCAUGCCUGUCCCCCUCACUGUGACAGACGGUAGGAGGAAGGUUAGUGACAAUGACGAGUCGCCAAACUCCCCAGUCAGGCCACGAGUGACAGAAUGACAAACCCCCCCCCCCCCCCCCCCCCCCCCCCCCCCCUCUCACAGUGAAUCUAUGGGAGUAACCUCCUUCCUUUGUCACUGCUUGUCAUUCACUCAUCCUCUCCCCCCCCCAUACCACAGAGGAGCGGACAGUGUCCAUGUCAUUCCUUCAUUCUCCAAAACACAAACCAACCACAUUGAAACCUAACAAGGAACGGAAAUGACCGUCUCUCUCUCUCAAUGCCCCUCUCUCCAGACGAGCAGUCGUUUCCUGCCCAACGUGGCCAUAGAGACAGAGGCAGUGCUGAGUCUGGAUGAAGAUACAGUCCUGCUGACCAGUGAGGUAUGACCUUCCUAUACAACAACACACUGUGGUAGAAAACACACACCCACACGCUUUAGCCAUCUAACUGUACUCAUUCUUACCGCAGGUGAACUUUGCUUUCUUGGUGUGGAUGAGUUUUCCUGAGCGCAUCGUGGGCUACCCCCCCAGGAGUCACUUCUGGGACCCAGUGAAGAAUGCGUGGGGGUACACCUCCAAGUGGACUAACGAGUACUCCAUCGUUCUGACAGGAGCAGCCUUCUACCACAGGUACUGUAACCAAAGAAUCGGCCUCCCCAUUCAAGUCAACCACUCAAAUUGCCAGGGUUAGAGGUUCCAAGCCCUUUCUAUGGAUUCUAUUUCUAUGACUAACAUUAUAAUCUACUGACACACAAUAGAACAACAUAGUAUUCAAACUAAAAACAUUAAACAGAUGGUCUAUGAGCUGUGGCUACUACAUGAGGUAUCUUAAUACCCUUGCAUUUUGCCCUUAGAAGAAAGUAUUACCAGGUUUAAUGUAUAGUUCAAUAUCAAUACCCCAACCAACAAGAUCUGACAAGUAGAUACAUACAUUGGCUACAUCACCUAUUUCUUUGCUAUCUCUCAACCUUCCAUUUCCUCUCCAUCAGGUACUAUCACUACUUGUUCUCCCACUACCUGCCCCCCUCCCUGCGGGCGCUGGUGGACCGCACCUCCAACUGUGAGGACAUCCUCAUGAACUUCCUGGUUUCCGCCGUCACCCACCUGCCGCCAAUCAAAGUGGCCCAGAGGAAACAGUACAAGGAUCUUCCCAGCCCACAGGUGAGGCCACACCCAUCGAUGGUGAAUCUGACCAAUGAGCUGCCCAGCCCACAGGUGAGGCCACACCCAUAGAUGGUGAAUCUGACCAAUGAGUGCUCAUUAUUAGUUCUUUGUUACUGUAGUCAUGACUGAUAUGAUAUCAAAGAAUGACAGCAGUAUUGGUGUCCAAAACAAAGACAAUUAAAUAACUUUUAACAAGGGUUAGACAGAGUUACAUCAGUAAUAGAUAUUGUAUAAAAUAAUAAUUGAAUCCUUUUCUGCGCCCUCAGGCACAGAAUAAAGUUUUAUGUUAUUGCGGUGAGAACACACAAUAAUAAUCAAGAGCAAACCUUUCUGUUCAAAUGACCUCGGCUGAAAGUCAGCCCGUUGCACAACCUCAACAAAACCAUUUCCUGUAAAUGUCUGCUGCCUAUAAUUGACAAUUGCUGAUAAGAAUGACAACAAUUUUUUUUUAAUGUGACAGUACCUUACUCAAGUCUAUUUUAGUGAAGAUGAGAUUGUCCCAGAAAGACAAACAGACAGUGUAUGUCAGCCAGUAUGUCACAGACUGAAGGUUAUGUCUUCCUACUCUAUCAGACUGGAGAUAAGAAAAAGUUCUGUGCAACCCUAUGUGUCCGACGUGAGAUCAACUAGCCAUCAUAAUUGUAACAGUUCCCUAGUUUUCUGACAAGCAAUAUACAUAUCAGUCAUAUAUCUUUAUCAGCCUAUAGAUAAGAUUGAGGCAUGAAGUCACCAGUAAUUAUCUACAGUAUACAUUCCCACAGUAUACAGAACCAUAACUAUAUUUCUUCAUCCCGUCUGUACAUUGAUGUGAUAUGCAACUUUGCGGACGACCACCUUGGUUUCAAACUCACCCUCUUUUUCUCUCUCCUCCAUAUCCUCUUUUUCUCUCUCCUCCUAGGGUACGAAGAUGAGUGCUCCAUGGGCCAACCCAGAGCACUUUACCCAGAGACAGGAGUGUGUGAACAGUUUCGCCAGCUGGUUCGGCUACAUGCCCCUGGUCCACUCCCAGUUCCGCCUGGACCCCCUGCUCUUCAAGGACCAGGUGUCUGUCCUGCGCAAGAAGUACAAGGACCUGGAACGUGCCUGA
Molecule: messenger RNA, 7975 nt
Organism: Coregonus sp. 'balchen'
Lineage: Eukaryota; Metazoa; Chordata; Actinopteri; Salmoniformes; Salmonidae
Source: the annotation of a GenBank genome assembly